Molecule: messenger RNA, 1868 nt
Organism: Oncorhynchus keta (chum salmon)
Lineage: Eukaryota; Metazoa; Chordata; Actinopteri; Salmoniformes; Salmonidae
Product: tubulin alpha-1B chain-like
Exons: 4
Coding region: 324-1679 (451 amino acids)
Biological process (GO): mitotic cell cycle; microtubule cytoskeleton organization
Cellular component (GO): cytoplasm; microtubule
Molecular function (GO): GTP binding; structural constituent of cytoskeleton
Source: RefSeq, a predicted model, not a curated record
CAAUAAACGUCAAUUUGUGAACGAAUGGCAGCUGACCUGUUUUCCUGAAGUUUCAGGCUCGAUACAGUUUAGGCUACAGCUUCUAAGGAGCAUAUACUGUUCAGUAAAAAUAACCUAUUCAAAUAAUUAAUGACACUAGGAAAGAAAAUCUGUGCAUGAAGGCUAGAAGCUUUUCCCCAGACAUAGCCUAAUACUGAAUAGCAUUACGGUUGCGUCACUCAUGGGAUUAUCUUCAGAUAUCGCACACCUCAAAUUGCAGGCUUCUGAAACGAGCUCAUCGUUAUUUGACUUUUUUCUCCUCAUCCCCUGCACAAAAAGCUAUCAUGCGCGAGUGCAUCUCUAUCCACGUGGGUCAGGCUGGUGUCCAGAUUGGCAAUGCGUGCUGGGAGCUCUACUGUCUGGAGCAUGGGAUCCAGCCGGAUGGACAGAUGCCAUCUGACAAAGCCAUCGGAGGAAGCGACGACUCCUUCAACACCUUCUUCAGUGAGACUGGGGCUGGAAAGCAUGUCCCCAGGGCUGUGUUUGUGGACCUGGAACCCACAGUCAUAGAUGAGGUGCGCAGUGGGACCUACCGGCAGUUAUUCCAUCCUGAACAGCUCAUCACUGGCAAAGAGGAUGCUGCCAACAACUACGCCCGUGGACACUACACUAUUGGCAAAGAGAUCAUCGACCUGGUGCUGGACAGGGUCCGCAAACUGUCUGACCAGUGUACAGGCCUUCAGGGCUUCCUGGUUUUCCACAGCUUUGGAGGAGGCACCGGCUCUGGUUUCACCUCUCUGCUGAUGGAGCGCCUGUCUGUUGACUACGGCAAGAAGUCCAAGUUGGAGUUCUCCAUCUAUCCAGCUCCCCAGGUGUCCACAGCUGUGGUGGAACCUUACAACUCCAUCCUGACCACACACACCACCCUAGAGCACUCUGACUGUGCUUUCAUGGUGGAUAAUGAGGCUAUAUAUGACAUCUGUCGUAGGAACCUCGACAUUGAUCGUCCCACCUACACCAACCUCAACAGGCUCAUUAGCCAGAUUGUUUCCUCCAUUACUGCUUCCCUUCGAUUCGAUGGUGCCCUCAAUGUUGAUUUGACAGAGUUCCAGACCAACUUGGUGCCCUAUCCUCGAAUUCAUUUUCCUCUGGCCACCUAUGCCCCAGUUAUCUCGGCAGAGAAGGCUUACCAUGAGCAGCUCUCUGUGGCUGAAAUCACCAAUGCCUGCUUUGAGCCGGCCAAUCAGAUGGUGAAAUGUGACCCUCGCCACGGCAAGUACAUGGCAUGUUGUCUUCUUUACCGUGGUGAUGUGGUGCCCAAAGAUGUCAAUGCUGCUAUUGCCACCAUCAAGACCAAACGUUCUAUUCAGUUUGUUGACUGGUGCCCAACUGGUUUCAAGGUUGGCAUCAACUAUCAGCCUCCCACUGUAGUCCCUGGUGGAGACCUGGCCAAAGUCCAGAGGGCUGUGUGCAUGCUGAGCAACACCACUGCUAUUGCAGAGGCCUGGGCUCGUCUUGACCACAAGUUUGACCUGAUGUACGCUAAACGUGCCUUUGUGCACUGGUAUGUGGGUGAGGGCAUGGAGGAGGGAGAGUUCUCUGAAGCCAGAGAGGACAUGGCAGCCCUGGAGAAGGAUUACGAAGAGGUGGGGGUUGACACCGUCGAGGGUGACGGACAGGAGGAAGGAGAGGAGUACUGAGUGUUCAUGCAAGGACGCCCUUGGCUCCCGUAUCUUAUAGUAGCACAUUUUCAAAACCAAUGCAUUUCUUCUUACAGUUUGAUAUUUUCUUGCUUCUUGUUUAGGUUUAAGCACAACUGGUUUGUUGUAGUGACAAUCACAGAUUUGUUUGUUUCAUUAAAGAUUCACCAAUAAAAGUGUGUGUUUAAA